CAGACGACUCAGCUGACUUUUCUGUUUACAAACAAAGACUUGUUCUUCGGCGUAAUCGACUGGCCUGGUCUGGCCUUACUAAAUUCUUGUGCUGUGUUGUGCAAUAUUUUUGUGUUGCAUCAUACUGCCCAAUUUUGGCGGGGGAACCCCACAGCUGUUGCACCACCUUUCAACAUUCUUUAUCUGAGCCUGAACUGAUAGGUGACUAACUUUGUAAAUUCGUCCAGAAUGUAGCUGACCAGCAUGCUGGUAGGGUGCAAUAUUGACAUUGAUAGUGAACAUUCUUGUGUGACCUUGUUUUGGAACAAGUCUCUGGUGUAUCAGCAAGCAAAAGUGGCUGGAUAUAUUUCUGUUGAGUGGGCCAUCCCACCAUGGACUUCCUCGGCCUGUUUGAUCCACUAGAGGACUCAGAUGACAUUGCGUCCAACUCAAGCUCAACACUGGACUCCUCCAGCCCGGAGCUGUCCAGCCCCGAGUCGUCCAGCCCGGAGUCAUGUGGCAGCGAGCUGGACCAGAUGCCGGACCAGCUGCCCCCUGAGCCGCAGCUGGGUAACAUCGAGUACAAGCUGAAGCUGGUCAGCCCCUCCAAACACCGCUUCCAGCAUCUGGUCACGCAGAUGAAGUGGCGGCUGCGCGAGGGCCAGGGAGAGGCCAUCUAUGAGAUCGGCGUGGAGGACAACGGCCUGAUGCCGGGCCUGGAGCCGGCCGAGAUGACGGCCUCACUCACCACCCUGCACCGGAUGGCGGCCGAGCUGGGCGCCGCCGUCACCGUGCUGCGCGAGCGCCGCCUGGCAGCCGGCUCUGCCGACGAGCGGCGCGUCUCGGAGGUGCUCGUCAGGAAGGUGCCCGACGACCGCCACAGCAUUGACCUGCGUCUGGCCGUCCUGGGAAACGCUGACGUGGGCAAGUCGACGCUGCUGGGCGUGCUCACCCACGGCCAGCUGGACAACGGGCGCGGCCGGUCGCGGCUCAACAUGCUGCGGCACCUGCACGAGAUCCGCACCGGACGCACCUCCAGCAUCAGCCACGAGAUCCUGGGCUUCGACUCGGAGGGCAACACGGUCGACUACUCAGCGACGCCAACGGCGGAGGAGAUCUGCGAGCAGUCGUCCAAGCUGGUGACCUUCAUCGACCUGGCCGGGCACCAGAAGUACCUGAAGACGACCGUGUUCGGUCUGACGGGCUACUCGCCGCACCACGCCAUGCUGGUGGUGUCGGCUAACAGCGGCAUCGCCGGCACCACGCAGGAGCACCUGGACCUGGCGCUGGCGCUCAAGGUGCCGCUGUUCGUCAUCGUCACCAAGAUCGACCUGACGUCGGCGGCCACGUUGCGGCACACGCUGCAGGCGCUGGAGGCGCUGGUGCGCGCGCCCGGCUGCGGCAAGGAGCCGCUGCGCGUGGUGGACGAGGCGAGCGCGGCGGCCGCCGCCCAGGCCGACGCCGCCACGGUGCCCGUGUUCAGCGUCAGCUCGGUCAGCGGUGCCGGCCUGCCGCUGCUCAAGAAGUACCUGCACGCGCUCAGCCCCAGCCCCGGCGCCAGCGAACGGCGCCGGCUAGAGCAGCAACUAUGCGAGUUCCAGAUUGACGAGACCUAUCGGAUAUCAGAAACAGGCGUAGUUGUAGGCGGGCUUCUAACCAAAGGCAUCAUCACAGAAGGAGCGCGGCUCAGUCUAGGUCCGUUGGAGGACGGCAGCUUCACGACCGUACGCGUCGCCUCGAUCCACCGGAACCGGCGGCCCUGUCGCGUGGUGCGCGCCGGCCAGGCGGCCGCUCUCGCCAUCGACCGCGACGUGGCCGGCCUGCGCCGCGGCAUGGUGCUGCUGGCGCCGCAGAGUCGGCCCACCGCCUGCCUCUACUUCCAGGCGACGGUGUGCGCGCUGUUCGGCUCGCAGGCCAUCCACCGCCGCUUCCAGGCGACGGUGCACAUGGGCAGUGUGCGGCAGACGGCCGUGAUCGAGGGCGUGUGCGCGCCCGGCGGCUUACUGCGGCCCGACCAGGAGGCGUCCGUGCUGUUCCGCUUCUACCGGCAGCCGGAGUACGUCAGCGUCGGCGACCGGCUGCUGUUCCGGCAGGGCCGCACGCGCGGCUACGGCAUCGGCACUGUGACGCAGGUGUUCCCCUGCCGGCCGGAGCUGGAGGAGCGCUAGAGCGGCGCGGCGCGACGCGACGCGACGCGACGCACUCCGGCUGCGGCCACACCCCUUUUACCCGACUUUACACGCCCGCGGCCAAACCAGAGAAAUUAGCGCCGCGUUUUACUUCGCCCUCGCCUGAUCGCUUAGUUCGCUAGUCGUCGGUAUGAUUGACGCCUCGGCCUUCGAGGCGCGAGCCGCAGUCUUUCACGUAGACCCCGCGCGGUGUGCAGGGCUGGUCCCGUUCGUUGCCGGUCCGCAGGCGUCCCCACCGCCGCCGCUGCCCCUCCCCUCCCCCCGGCGUGGGCCGAUCGUCGCGUGCCGUCCGAAUCAGAACACCCCGUACAAGGUAUCGCCACAGGUUCAAGGUAUUCGAUCUCGGCGCGAACACUGCCGGGCGCGCCGGCUCGGGGCGUGGGGUUCGGUCGCCGCUGUGACUGCCAGCGCGGCGGGAUUUUAGGCGGCGGCGUCGCGGCAAGUAUUUUUGGAGUGGAGCCCGGCUGGCCUGUGUGACCGGCGGCUAGGAACGCCGCUUAAUGUGCUGAGGUUUUAACACGGAUAUUUAUGCUAGCUUGACUUGACCCGUAUGUAACACGGCACAAGAAAUAAAGACGAUACCUCUG
Molecule: messenger RNA, 2755 nt
Organism: Pollicipes pollicipes
Lineage: Eukaryota; Metazoa; Arthropoda; Thecostraca; Pollicipedomorpha; Pollicipedidae
Product: GTP-binding protein 2
Exons: 9
Coding region: 372-2147 (591 amino acids)
Biological process (GO): translational elongation
Molecular function (GO): translation elongation factor activity; GTP binding; GTPase activity
Source: RefSeq, a predicted model, not a curated record